Molecule: messenger RNA, 2261 nt
Organism: Oryzias latipes (Japanese medaka)
Lineage: Eukaryota; Metazoa; Chordata; Actinopteri; Beloniformes; Adrianichthyidae
Gene: fam219ab
Product: family with sequence similarity 219 member Ab
Source: RefSeq, a predicted model, not a curated record
CCCGGAAGUGGGUGGUGGAGUCUUCGUCAUCCAACUGCUCACACCACAGCCGACAUACUGUCUGCUGGGAUGUAGCUCAUAACUGGAGAAACUGGAAUAUUGUCCCGAAUCUGCGCACAAAUACUGAGCUUUUUUUGACGUUGGGAAUCUUAGCUUCUCCAGAAGAGGCAGGAAGACGCGCGUCACCACAAUGAUGGAGGAAAUAGACAGAUUCCAAGUGCCGAGUGCGGUGCAGGAGGCGGAGAUGCAGUCUGAGAUGCAGCCGCUGGACCCGGCUGCUUCCACUGCUUCCGAGGCUCACUCAGUCACCAGGGAGGGGGAGCCUGUUACCAUCAACUAUAAGCUCUCUCCGUUGCAGAGGAAAAUAGAGAAACAAAGAGAGCUGGCCAGAACGGGCUCACUGAAGAACUGCAACACUGUAGGGAGUCCAGUAAACCAGCAGCCUAAGAAGAACAAUGUUAUGGCCAGAACACGGUUGGUAGUGCCCAAUAAAGGCUAUUCCUCUUUAGACCAGAGUCCAGAUGAAAAGCCUUUGGUGGCCUUAGAUACAGACAGUGAUGAUGAUUUUGACAUGUCGAGAUACUCAUCAUCAGGGUACUCAUCUGCUGAGCAAAUCAAUCAGGAUCUGAACAUACAGCUGCUGAAAGAUGGUUACCGUCUAGACGAAAUCCCCGAUGACGAAGACCUGGAUCUGAUCCCGCCCAAAUCAGUCAAUCCCACCUGCAUGUGCUGUCAGGCAGCCUCCUCCACCACCUGCCAAAUCCAGUAACCCCUUCUCUGGCCUUCUGAGUCUUGCCCCUCCCAUACAUUAAGACCCCCACCUUCAUCCAGCCGUGAGUUCUUAAUGCCACUUUGGUGGCAAUGGUGAGGCAUUGGUAGAAUUUUGUCAUGAGAGGAAAGCGCUAUGGUGAUGACAAAGAGUGAAAUGAACAAACAGGUUUUAAACAUAAGAGGAGGAGCCAGAAGGAGAAUGAUCAAAAAGUAUUCAAAGAAAUCCUCAAAGUGGUGGAUUCCUCCUAUGGUAGGACGGACACUCCGGUUAGAGAGCUCCUCACUGUUGGAAUGAUGUGACACUACACUCUGGUAUAAUAGAUGACAAAUUAAAAGAAAAAAGGUCAGAUGAUGCUGUGAAGUGAUUUCUUUUGUCCUAAAGAGUAACAAACUUAACAACUGAUGAUUCAGAUAGUCUGCUUAUUUGUCAGUGAUUUGCAUUUUACUAGUUUUCUUUAAUUUUUUCAAACCUGGAGGAAAUCCGAGGGGUUGUAUGUUUGGACGCUCGGACUUGCAGAAUCAAAAACAGAGGAUUUCUGGUGUUGAUUGUAUUGGUAGCGGCUGAGGUGCAGCUCAGAGCUGCUUAAUAACACCUUCAAACCUGUGUUUCUGUGCCUCACUGGCUUGGAGAUGUUCAUUACAGUUUUCAUGGACGAAUGUAGGAAGCUGAGAAGCAAACUGCGUGAAGAGCAUGGGAUGAGGGAAUAUAUGGCGUAAAGUAGGUUUUUGCACAUUUGCUUUCACACUACUGUUGUGGCACUAGCUCAGCCUUGGUUAGUUCAAAUUUGCACAUUUUGUUUUUAAUUUGUUCAGUUCUGGUUGUUUUCCUGGUCAGCAGCAACAGUGGCUUAUCCGAUAAGGACUGUGUUAAAAGGGAAGACUUCAUACUCUUGAACAGGUUUUUGCACAUGCUCACAUCAUCCCUAAGUAAUGAAAACCAAAGGAAUAGAAACUUUAAAUAGAUCCACUGCAGCUUAUUAAGUUAAAACCUCGCUUUCAUCCCCAUUUAGCGUCACAAUCACUAAUGCUGCAUAUUACGACAGGAGCACAUAACAAGUACAGGCACCCAGACAGCUGUCUUUUCUUGCACACAAAUGCAUGCACAGACCUACACGUCCAAAAAUAAGGUUGCCUCUUUUGAUGGGACAGAAUCCCUUUUUGUAAUCUCGGUAUAAGCAUUAUUAACUUGGAUGACCUCUAAUCCCACAUUUACAAGCCUCUCUCUUCCCUGAAUCAAUUAUUUGCUAUUAGAGUAUGCCUUAAUUACACAGAAGUUUAAGAAUGAAAAUGUGUAUUUGUUGCCAUGUUUGUUUUACUUGAAGAGAAUUUACUGUCAUUGAUUUUUUUUUAACAUGUACUCACAAGUGAGUUAGUUUUCUUUUAUUUUAUAGAUUUUCUUGUAUUGUAAACACUCCCAUUAUAGUAUUUAACAAUGUUAUUGUUAUGUGCAGUGUAUGAAAACCAGAAAUAAACUAAAUUGCAAAUGGAAA